AGGGCCCACGAGGGAAACUACGCACCACUGGCCACACAAUCUUAUCCCCACCUCGUGAGCAUCUAAUCCAGUUCAUCCCUGCCACCGUCCUCUCUCUGACUCCCCAAAAUACUAGCGCCGGCAACUGCAGUUUGAGGACGCCAGAGCUGAUGCGAGCGGGAGCUGCGUCCAUGGAUGCAAAGCUACAUCUUCUUAUCCCCCGAUGCCCGCCGGAGCGGCGAGCAGCAACCAUGGAUGGCAGGAGCUGCAACCGCUUCCAUGGGAGCUACAACCUGCGUCCAUGGGAGCUGCGGCGGAAACGCGAGCUGCAACCAUGGAUGGCGGGGAGCUGCAAUCGGCCUCCGGGGGAGCUGCAUAUGACUCGAUGGCGAUUAGCGGUGGGCGGGGGUGGCCGGCGAGCACGGGCGGCGCGAGGGUGACCGGCAAGCACGGGCGGCACGGGUGGCCGACGAGUCAGGCGCGAGCGCGGGCGGCGCGGGGGUGGCCGGCGAGCAUGGGCGCGAGCACGGGUGGCGCGAGAGUUGCCGGCGAGCAUGGGCGCGAGCACAGGCGGCGCGGGCUGGCCGGCGAGGGCAGGCUGCGCGGGUUGGCCGGUGAGGGCGGGCUGCACGAGUUGGCCGACGAGCGCGGGCUGCGUGGGGUGGCUGGCGAGCACGGGCGCAAGCACUGGUGAAGAGAACGGAAGAUCAAAUCCAACGAUAUAUACAGGGGAAUCGGGUGGCUGCGCGCUGACCGGCAAAAUUUAGGCCAGUGCACCGGCGCCUAUCGGUGCCCAUGGAAAAAAGGUGUGCAUGAAAAGAUUGAAUGGUCGCCUUCAACCGCCAACAUGCGGUAGUUGUGACACGGGAAGCGAGCACACGCUUAGAAAAAUCUCUAUUUUCCUUUAAAAAAUGGAGGAUAGCACUCCAAUAACGCACACCCAGCUCAAAACGUAAAAUAAAGUUACGCACACAAUUAUUAAUUAUUAAUUAUUUAACUAUAUCUAGCAAAGUGUUGCAUCGUUGUCGUACGAAUUGAUUUACUCAAAAAUAAAAACAAAAACCGAGGCCAUCCAACAUGGAUUUACCCAGUAACAUGAUCUUCACAAUCCUACCACAAACCAUAUAACAUAGAGAAAUACUUGUAAUCAUCCGGCCGAUGAACGCGCUGAAAAUCAACCACCCGGUGCGCUAGCCACGCGCCCCAUCUGGCCUACCAACUACAUCUUCCCUUCAAUCUUAUCCACAGUUCUAAAUUUCUUAGUGGCAACCUCAUCCUACCCCUUUUCUCUCCAUCUGAUUUUGACACCUGCUUUUUUCCCCCUCGUCUCUUUCAAUCCAGCCCCACGAGCGCAAACUACUACGAUA
Messenger RNA from Triticum aestivum (bread wheat), 1346 nucleotides. RefSeq names its product collagen alpha-1(II) chain-like. Bases 203 to 673 code for a protein of 156 amino acids. The record is from RefSeq and is a predicted model, not a curated record. The transcript has 2 exons. NCBI's taxonomy places the organism in Eukaryota, Viridiplantae, Streptophyta, Magnoliopsida, Poales, Poaceae.